Molecule: messenger RNA, 5695 nt
Organism: Cyclopterus lumpus (lumpfish)
Lineage: Eukaryota; Metazoa; Chordata; Actinopteri; Perciformes; Cyclopteridae
Product: protein Shroom2-like
Exons: 11
Coding region: 267-4721 (1484 amino acids)
Biological process (GO): actin filament organization
Cellular component (GO): adherens junction; apical junction complex; apical plasma membrane
Molecular function (GO): actin filament binding
Source: RefSeq, a predicted model, not a curated record
GAAGAGCAUGAACACUUCCGUGUUUGAUCCUCUGCAGGUCGGCGCCCUCCAGUUGGAGGUGAUGAGAGCCACGGAGGACCUUCUGAAGCACUGAAGACGGUCAUGCGCUCCUGGAGGGGCUCGAGCACGCGCACCACCUGGAGAGGGUCACGCGCUCCUGGAGGGGCUCGAGCACGCGCACCACCUGUUGGAGCUUCCUGUUCGGGAGGAAGAGUUAAAGCUGAAUCCUGUAGAGUGACCUGAAGGAUGAAGUGAGGGAGGUGGACAUGUGGAGAGAGGAGGAGGAGGAGGAGCUGGUGGAGGUGCUGCUCCGAGGCAGAGCACCCUGGGGCUUCACCCUGAGGGGCGGCACCGAGCACCGGGAGCCUCUGGUCAUCUCAAAGGUGGAGGAGGGCAGCGUGGCGGCGGCGGUCGGCCUCCAGGCCGGUGAUGAGAUGGUGAGCGUGCACGCUGUCGCCCUCAGCGGCUCCCGUCUGGAGGCCGUCUGCCUGGUGAAGAGCUCCCACGAGACCCUGACCCUGGUGGUCCGGAGGAAGAAUGAACCAAACUCACGGCCCCAUUCCUGGCACUCCUCCAAGCUGACGGAAGAGGAGGCGGAGCCUGCCAGGCGAGAUGCCGCCGCGCCAACGAUCUGGCAGCCAAAACAUGAAGCAAGGCCCAAAGAGUCAUCCGAUCAAGGGGACCAGAACCUCCAGUGUCGGCUAACCAGCCAGUUGAGCUCAGGGAACAACAUGGAGAAACUGGAGCGUCCCGCUCACCCUUUCCCACCAGGUCGUCUUUCCCCGACUAAAUACAUCAGUGGUGCUGAACCGCUCUGUGGACCGGGAAGCAAACGAGACUCCGGGUUCAGCUGUUUCUCCAUCGCCUCCAGCCCUCCGAUCCAUGACCACAGAUCUCCUGAUGGGAAGGGUACCAGCAAUGAAAACAUUUUCUUCAAGGGCCUUCACAGUGAAGGGCCUCAGCAGGCGGAGUGGCCCAGGUACCUGCAGCCGACAAUGGGGAACGGUGGCCGGGAGGAGCAGUCGGCCUCUCGGGUCUCCGUCGCAGGGAGGCCCGGCGUAGGCCCCAUGUGGCAGGUACCAGAGAAGAAGAAGUCCCAGUCUCCACCUCCACAGCCCCCCCUGCGCUGUGACAGUUUUGCUGCCACCAAGGUGUUCCCGUACUCCGAGGGGCCGGGUGGUCCAGCAAAGACCCACGGCAGGUCCGUUGAGAAACUGACAGAAAGUAACCUCAGAUCUCAGCAGGAGAAGACCUCGGAGGCCCGACGUUGCUUCAACUCCUUGUCCACGACAGACUUCCUCCUUCCCAACACGGCAGCUGACCACAACCACAACCAGCUGCACCCCAACAAACUCUUCUCGCUGUCCAGCAAUGACGUCAGACAGUCUCAUUACACCCAACGACCUGCCCACCAGAGGCAAUACAGUGACGAAAGCCCCUUCUGCAUGCAGACCAGGUCAGCACCCCCCACCAAGAUUCAGAGUGUAGGAAGCUACUAUCGCAGCCUCCAGGAACUGCCCACAAACAUCUUCAGCCGGAAACACGCUCGGCACUCCACGGCAUCCAUGGCUAGUUCUGCUGCAAACCCAAACCAGGAGAACGGGGGGCACAACAGAUACUACGGCCCGGCAAGCAAGCGUUCGGUUCAGACUGCUCAGCUCCAGGUUCGGCACGGCAAAGUAGAGGGCCGUAGGGGGGAAAUGGAGAAACCGCAACAGGUGAACAGCAAUGAACCAGGCUUCACGAGUUCCUUGAAGACAAACGGUAAGACAAAGUACUCUCUACCUCAGUCCCAGCUGCCUUAUAGUGACAACAAGGAGCGCAGUGGCCAUUCCAACCUGGGGAAUGGUCUUCAUUAUGACCGCCAAGCCUCUGAACUGUCUGUCCGAAGCCAGGAGGAUGCGGCAAAGAGGUGCGAAGGGCACGCUUAUGACACGAAAAGACACGUCGCAACGCAUCAAUGUAAUGAUCAUAAGGUCGGUCUUUCACGGCACCAAGACCCAUGGGUGCCGCAGGAAGACCACCGAAUAUCCCCCCUGAAAACCCCACUUCUCCACUCCCUUGCCCAGGAGAGUAGGAGUCUGGCUGCGAGGCAACCGGCAGCUAUGACCGCGGGUGCAACACAGGAUGCCGGGGACACCGCGGCCGGCGGCGGUGGGAAAUCUUACCGCCGCAGCGACCGAUAUGCCACCACCCUCCGCAAUGAGAUCCAGCAGAAGCGAGCCCAGCUGCAAAAGAGCCGCAGCGCUGCAACCCUGACCUGCAACGAGGAGGACGAGGAGUGGAGAUCCACCAACACGUCUAUGUCUUCUGGUGCGUCCUUCUCCAACACCUACAAGGACCACCUGAAAGAGGCGCAGGCCAGGGUCCUCCAGGCCACCUCCUUCCAGAGACGGGACCUUGAGCCUCUUGGACCAGAGGUGCCGGUAGUUAAACGCUCCAGUGGACGCAUUAGAGGACGUAAGCGCUUCCCAAUGGCCAAGAGGGUGCACUCCUUCUCAGAGCCUGACACGAUAAACAAGGUGGGGGUCGAGGGAGAACCCCAGACGGGGUCUUUCGGAGAGCGGAAGAAGUUCUUUGAGGCCAAACCGGCGUUCUCCAGGCCUGUGCUGAAGUCCAGUGCAAACUUGAAUGCAGACCUUGGUGAGACCGUCAAACCCAAAGAGAUGUCUCCCUCUGCAGAGGAGGAGGCUCGCCCACCUGCAGAACACCUCAGCCCUGGACACAAGCAGGUGUUGGCAGAGCAGCAGAGGCUUGGGACCUUCGCAGAGUACCAGGCUACGUGGAACCAGCAGAAGAAGUCCUCAGAGGCCAAGACGCAGGGGAGGUGUCACUCAGCGGAGAACAUCUUGGAUGCAGAUGUUGAGGAGAAGGCUGUGUGCGUCCACGAGAGAUCCCGAUCGUCUCCCUCUGCAGACUUCUAUACACAGAACAUCCCUUUCCCAUGGAGAGACCCUCUCAGCCAGCAGAGCACUGACAGAGGGAAAGCAGAGAGCCGGCUGCGAUGCCAUCCCGACCACAGGCCACAGCCGGCCCCGUCAGACCCCAGGAACGAGGGCCCGGUCCCUGGCCUCACAGACCACAGGCCCCGACCAGACGCUGCCAGUCCCUACCACACCACACACUCCUCUGGCCCCGGAUCCCAGUAUCCAUCCCAGCUUCCACAAACUAAGGGCCUCCUGCCUCCGCCCAGGCCCCAUUUAGGCCCAGAAACCACAUCCUCCCUGGCAUUCCUCACUGGCGCCCAGGCGGACCUGACAGCGCUGGAGCCUCUGUCCCGGCACCAUUCUCCUGCCCAGACCUCCUCCGCUGGCCCCGCCUCGGCCGGCUCCGCUCGCCCUGGAGCCGGCCGGAGCCGAGGAGGUGGAGGAACCGAGCCGGAGAAGGAGCCCCCUUCCUCCCUGCUCGGCGCCCGGGCAGCUGCUCCGUCUCUCCCUGCAACGGAGCGAGCGCCGUCUCCAUCGCCGCAGUCUGCACCGCCGAGGCUGACCGACAGACCGCCGGCCGCCCGGGAUGACUCACCUCUCAGUUCUGAAAAUGGUCUGAGGGUCCCAGCUGAGAUGGAGGUGAACCACACGGUGAGGAAAGUCCCCGUGAGGAUCGUCCACGCCGAGUGCAGCUCGCACCGGGAGGGCCGAGCCUACCUGCCUCAGAGCGGCGAGACCUGCAGCGCCUCGGAGCCUCCGGUCCACGUGCCCCCCCUGAGCCCGGCCUCGUCCCUGUUCAGCGCUUACGCCCGCCAGGACCCGGCUCAGGCUUCAGGGCUACUGAAGGAGUCGAGUCCAGCUCGGCGCUCAGAGGAGGACGCCAAGAGGGAGGAGCUGGCCAGGGACAUCAUGGGCAAAGACAAGUCCCUGGUGGACAUCUUGGACCAGAGUGGCAGGAUGACCACCAUGGACCUGAUGGAAGGACUCUUCCCCACGGAGGAGCAGGUCCUGGAGGGGAACCACCAGCGCAGGAGGGCCUCCUCUGGCUCCAGACUGCCCACCUCUUCCCCCAGGAGCAUGGACAGGAGGGAGGAGGAGGACUCGUCUGCAUCCGCCUCCCUGGUGCCCAGCUCCUCCUACUACAACACAUCGGCUCCCAAAGCCGAGCUCCUCAUCAAGAUGAAGGACAUGCAGGAGCAGCUAGAGGAGCAGGACUCUGAGGACGAGCUGGAGGUGGACCUCGCCCGCAAGAAGCAGGAGCUGAUCUCCAGCCUGGCCCGGAAGCUGGAGGUGCUGCGGGAGGCGCGGCGCCUCCUGCAGGAGGACGUGGAGGACAAUGAGGCCCUGGGCCGCGAGGUGGAGGCCACCGCGCGGCGGCGCUGUCGGCCCAACCAGCUGGACAAGUUCUGCAUGUUCGUGGGCGACCUGGACAAGGUGGUGAGCCUCCUGCUGUCGCUGUCGGGCCGGCUCGCCCGGGUGGAGAACGCCCUCGACGGCCUGGAGGAGGAGGCGGAGGAGAAGAGAACCCUGACGGAGAAGCGCAAGCUGCUGAUGCGGCAGCACGAGGACGCCAAGGAGCUGAAGGAGAACCUGGACCGCCGGGAGCGGCUGGUCUACGGCAUCAUGGAGGCUCACCUGGACGCCGGCAGCCUGGACGACUACCGGCACUUCGUGAAGAUGAAGUCGGCGCUCAUCAUCGAGCAGCGCAAGCUGGAGGACAAGGUCAAGCUGGGCGAGGAGCAGCUGAAGUGCCUGCUGGACAGUCUUCCGCCGGAGCAGAGGCCGGCCGUCUGAUGCCGCCGCGCACCUGGGGAAGCUGCAGGGAAGAAGACUAUGUUUCCCAGGUGGCCCUCAGAGCCUCAGGACCUGAACCAGGUCUCACCUUGGGGAGCUGCAGGGAAGAAGACUAUGUUUCCCAGGUGGCCCUCAGAGCCUCAGGACCUGAACCAGGUCUCACCUUGGGGAGCUGCAGGGGAGAAGACUACGUUUCCCAGGUGGCCCUCAGAGCCUCAGGACCUGAACCAGGUCUCACCUGAAGCUUAAUUGACGAGCAGACGACGGCUUGUGAACUAGAAGAGCUCAAAGCCAGAUGAUAAAUGUAUUUUAUUCACAGAGGAGCAUAAAACUAAUUAUUUAAUGUUGCUUCUGCACCAGAAACUCUUGAUAUAAACAUGAAGGUCCCUAAAUGUAGAGUUAUUAGUCUAUAAGUCAAUGUACUCAUGGUUCACUGAUGUUUUAUUACAUUUUAUAUUGUGUUUAAUACUCAGACACUGAUUUUAAACUUAUAUUUAUGAGCAGAUGUUCUCGUUAUCUUCCAGUGUUUUUUGCAUCACAAGCUGUAAUUAAUUACCACCGGGUGUGUUUUAACUUUUAUCUUUAGUGAUAUUCUUUAGUUAUUUAUUGGAAAUCUGCUACAGGGAAUUUAUUUUCCCCCGUUGACGUAUUAUUUUCUAAGGAAAUGAGAAGAGUUCCUGUUUAACUUCCGGUUUAACUUCCUGUUCAGUUAAAUUCUUGUACAAACCUCCCUUCACUAGAUUUGUACACACAACCUCAUUUUGGAGUGACCUCUUUAAUUUAUGCUAGAAUAAGAGCCAAUGACUGUCCGUUACUUUGAAGACGUGCCUGCUGUCGCCUCCCACCACUGUGACGCUCAUGACCUGGAGUGGCCGUGGCCUGGGGGCGUGGCCUGGGCGCUGUGUGUGGCCCACACACACACACACACACACACACACUCUUUCGCCUCCGCAGAAAUAAAAUGAUGAAGCUGA